UGUAGUGCGAUUGUGUGUUGUCUCAUCGAGCGUACAACACACACGAUACUGUUCUGCUUAAGUCCGCGUGUUGCGUCAAUCCGCAGCCCCGCCUUGUAACCAACGGUGCGCAACUGCUUCCAAGACCAUUUCUCUUCAUCAAGGAGCUAGAGCACAGCAGAUCUAGAUGGCAAGCAAUAUGAACAUUCAGACGGUGAUUGCCAGUUUUGUCUUGCUGUUGUGCUUCACAAAGAAGGCUUUGUCAUAUUCAGGUGGAGCACCUACAAGUCAGUGUGUUGCUAUGACUCCUCAAGGUCCCCAUGGCAGUGGACGUCCACAUGACAAUUCUCCAUUUGAAAUCACAUCAUCUGCUAUUCCUGAUGGAUAUAUUCCAGGACAGACAUAUAAUGUGACUAUUUCUAAGAAACAGACUUCAGAUCCCGAUUUCAAGGGUUAUUUAUGUCAAGUUCGUCAAGUUGGUCAGACGGCAGCGUUUGGAAUAUUUACACCAAGAAAUACAACCAAGUCUAAAUCAUUGGCUUGCACUAGUGCAAAUGGUGCAGUCACUCAUACAAAUAAAGAUGCUGUAUCUGAGCAAGUUUUUGACUGGACACCCGGACAGCUGGGAGUUGGAACCGAUGUGCAAGUUGUGUGUACGGUAGUUCAACAAACAAGCACUUUAUGGGUGCAGCUGACUUCAGCAACAUUUCAGGAAAUCACGCCUUUAGCCAACGGCACUGAUCCUUCAACUGUAGAAAUCACUAAAGUCUCACCACCUCAACAACAACCAACAUCUCCUAGCAAGGUAACCUCAACUGUCAACACUACAACAGAAUCGUCUGCUUCUGCAGGAAGACAGGCUACAAAUAUAACAACAGGACGAACGUCUAAUCCACAAGGAAACGAUGUGUCACCAUCACCGACUAGCACAAGUGACAUGUCUGGAACAAGUUGCGCAACAUCUCUGCACUUGUUAGUUAUUUGCUUCAUCAUGAUUGCUUCGUUUCUAAUGUAGUUAUGUUCAGUAAUCUUGACGGUUGAAUUGGUAACUUUUGUGAUAGCUAGAGUAGGUCGUGUAGUAUGUGUGUAUAGCUAGACUAGCCUGUGUACUAGUGUGGUGUGCUGGGAUUUGAAGUUUAGUAGCCUGGUCUUU
This is a messenger RNA of Corticium candelabrum, 1132 nucleotides long. Its product is annotated as putative defense protein 3. Gene Ontology annotation, cellular component: membrane. NCBI's taxonomy places the organism in Eukaryota, Metazoa, Porifera, Homoscleromorpha, Homosclerophorida, Plakinidae. Bases 167 to 994 code for a protein of 275 amino acids. The record is from RefSeq and is a predicted model, not a curated record. The transcript is spliced from 7 exons.